UUGGACACUGUCGUGCUGCCAUGGUAACAAUGAAUGAUCUGGUUGACGUUUUCACGAUCAGUGAUCCCUUUCUCAUGCACCCGUCACCUGUCUGUACCCAAUGAGGGGCUGGUGCAGGUGUCGGGGAAAUGAGACUGCCCGAUGGUUUAUGGCUGGCUUAUGUACAGCUAAACCAGGCCUCUAUGCUGCAGAUGUGCCCAACCCUGAGGAGACCUGGGAGUUGUCAGCAGACAACAGCUCCUCAGGCUGGUGCCCCAGACGAGGCCCUUCCCCAGGAGCAGGUGCUGGGACCCUGAGCAGAGCGGAGCAGCAGCUUCCUGAGGAGGGGCCUGGAAACCUGGAACUGCAGAGGACUUCCCCAGGGAGACCGGAGGAGAGGAGCUCCCGGACACCUGAGCCGGGCCAAGUGCAGAGGGGGCAGGGCAGGCCUCCAGAGCAGGAGGAGAGCUGGGAGCUCCCGGAGGUGUUUGAGGAUGUGGCCGUGUAUUUCUCACGGAAGGAGUGGGAGCUGCUGGAAGAUGAAGACAAGGUGCUUUACCGGGACCAGAUGCUGAAGAAUUACCAAGCCCUCGUUUCCCUGGGAUAUGGAGGUCUCACACCUGAUGUAAUCUGCCGCAUCCAGCGAGGAGAGGUGGAGCUGUGGGUCUGUGAUGAUGAGGAUGGCGGGGAAACCUCAAGGUUGGAGGACCUGCUGCCAGGAGGUGCCUGGCUGCUGCACAGAGCUGAGAAGCAGCCUCCUGCGGAAGGGCCUGCAGACCUGGAGCCAGCAUGGACUUCCCCAGGGAGUUUGGGCGAGAUGGACACCCCGAGACCAGAUAAGGACCAAUGGCACAAGAGUCAGGGGAGGCCCCAAAAGGAAAGGGAGAAUGAAGCAGUGAACCAGGUACCAUCUUUAGGUGGGUGUGAGAGUGGAGAAGGGGCAGAGCCCGGACAGAGCCCUGGCUGCAGAGAAGAAGUGGAUCUGGGAGAGCUGAAGAGCCCCUGGAAAGAGGCACUGCAUCCGGAUGAAAGCAGUGGGGAGGGUGUCAGGGGGAAGCAGGAGCUCACGGCCAAGCACAGGGGCAGAGCCCGCCCCUGCCCUGAGGUCAGAAAAACCUUUAAUAGCCCCUCACCCCUGGCUCAACACAAGAUGAAGCAAACUGGCAAGAAGCCCCAUGUAUGUGCCAAGUGUGGGAAGAGCUUCACCUGGUCCUCACACCUGAUCCGGCACCAGUUCACGCACGCAGAGGAGAAGCCGUAUCGGUGCUCAGAGUGUGGGAAGAGCUUCACCCAGUCCCCCCACCUGACCCAGCAUCGGUUCAUCCACACCCGGAAGCAUCCAUAGUUUUGGGGGCAAUGCAGGAAAGUGUUUGGGUAUGCCCACCUGAUCAUUGCCCACCAUUGGCUGCCUUGAGGCAAGCAGCCUCGUGCUGGUGGACUGCAGCAAGAGUUCACCCAGCCUCGGCCCUUCUAUGGACCUGCAGACCCCAGAGGAGCAAAGGCUAGCCCCAAGGUUUGAUGUGGGGAGGGGCUAAGAGGAAAUACCUGAGGCAGAGGCCAGUCUAGAUGCUGGAAGAACUGGUGGGGGAUCCCUUUGCAUCAGCCUUGGAGCCUGUGUUUCUGCCAUCAUUCUCUAAAAGUGAUCUAUGCUUCAAGGGGGAGAAGAAAUGGCUCCAAAAUAGGGUGCCUCUCCAAGACAACUGACUCCAAAAGACACCCAGGGACUGUCCUUGCCAGCUCCCACCUUCCUCCUCCAUCCUGGCCCCCGGGAUUCUGGUAUGUCAGGCACCAGCGUUGCAGGAAGGAGGACAUUUAUGGCUGGGGAAGCAUUUCUUGUCCUCCGCCCUGACCUCACCUCUCCUCCCCACUACAUCACCCCUCCCUAGACCUGCACAUGCCCAUCGUGGUCUGCAAGGAGCACAGCUGCCACCUCCUGAGUCCAGCGUGGCAGGUUUUGCUUCUCAGCCCCUCUUCCGUGGGUUUUUUUUAACCCUCCGGUGUUGGAGGUACCAUGUCCUGCUGUCAACUCUGCAGGAUCAUACCUCGCUGACAAAUUUGCUUAGCUUUUAUACUGUUUCUUCAAGGCAAUUUGCUUGAUGUUUGGCCUAUUUAAGCCUGAACAAAACAGGGAGGAAAAGGUUGAUUUUCAUAUCACAGCUCGUAAUUGCCGGGCUCCUGUUCUUGAUUGUCUAGGUGUAAAGACUGUAUCUGUGGCCCCUGUAAUGAGUCGAUCACAGAUGAUGGGCUUUGAGUGUCCGACAGGAUACUUAGAGGUGUCACCACCAAACCUGUUUUGGGGUGCUUGUAUAUCAAUGGGGAGCUUGUACUGGUGGUGGUCUAUUUACCAAACUGCAGACAUUCAGUGAAUGGCUUGCACAUUUCUAGCACCUUAGAGGGACAUUGGAUUCCUGGUUUGAGCAAUGUGAGACUGUCGGAUACAGAACAUCCUCCCUGUAUUCAGUGUACCUUUUACAGGUUUCUUUUGAGAUGCAUAUAUAGCCUUUUGUUUCCUUUGGCUGCUAGGUCAAUUGAAAUGCAUAUGUGGUUUCCUUGCCUUCACUGGCUCACCUUUGUUUAAAGGGCUUUCUGAGGUACACACAUGUGAUGAGCACAUCGGGUCUCUGCCAACAGUUUUAACCACUUUUAUUAUUGUAUGGCUUGGGUCUGGUAUUGGGUACUGCAAGCACUUCCCUGUCUCAAUGCCUAAUGGGUUACAAGCCAUUAGUGGAGUUUGAUUUUCUUGUGGCAGUCUUGUUACCACAAUCCAGUCUUGCCCCAGCCACUGUCCUGCAUUUCUAUUUUAUGUCCAAGCUUUCACAAUUUUCAUAUUUCAUUGAUGUUGAAUGUGUAAGUGGCUGUGCAGGUUGGGGGAAACACAUAUAGGUGAGGGGGUGUAUGUCAAAGGAACUGAAAUCCUCACCACCCCUUUCCAAGAGGGGAACAUGGGUGCACAUCAGUUAAGGUCACGUAUUUGUCUUCACAAGGGCUGACUUCAGGCCUCCUUCCCAAAUACAGUUCUCACUGUUUUUGUGACGUAGACUUAUGGAGACGAGGAUGGUGUGUUACAGAAGUAGAUGCAUAAGCAUUUGUGGUCAGUGCCCCGAGCAGGGUUGAAUAGGAGCAGAAGGAGGCACCAAAAUGUGUCUGGCCCCAUGUGGGGAUGCAGGCAGCCUCACUUGCUGCGAAGAGAGAGGCCAAAUGGCUGCUUGUGUCCCAUGGCAGCUCCAGCAAGUGCCUAAUGACAUGGGGAAAGUGCAGGUGGGACACUGCUGAUGAGGUCAGACCUCCACUUACACCCAUGGCCACAGCCAUCCUAGGCUCCACGUCGUAUUGGAUCAUGGCAUUCCCCCGGGAGGAAUAAAGCCAGGAGAUGUUCUCUUUUCAUAGUUUCAUAGUAGCUAGGGUCAGAAGGGACCUGAACAGAUCUUCUAGCCUGACCC
Molecule: messenger RNA, 3419 nt
Organism: Alligator sinensis (Chinese alligator)
Lineage: Eukaryota; Metazoa; Chordata; Crocodylia; Alligatoridae
Product: zinc finger protein 135-like
Exons: 5
Coding region: 101-1324 (407 amino acids)
Biological process (GO): negative regulation of transcription by RNA polymerase II
Molecular function (GO): DNA-binding transcription repressor activity, RNA polymerase II-specific
Source: RefSeq, a predicted model, not a curated record